This is a messenger RNA of Haplochromis burtoni (Burton's mouthbrooder), 2749 nucleotides long. RefSeq names its product WD repeat and coiled coil containing. The transcript has 4 exons. Gene Ontology annotation, molecular function: kinase binding. NCBI's taxonomy places the organism in Eukaryota, Metazoa, Chordata, Actinopteri, Cichliformes, Cichlidae. The record is from RefSeq and is a predicted model, not a curated record. Bases 176 to 2401 code for a protein of 741 amino acids.
CAAUGCACCGAAACUGUCGAGUAGUUUUGCUUCCGUGUCAUGUACUAAGAAACGUUGGAGGCGAUUUUUAACCGGUAAAACGUGAGUUUGCUGACAUGAGAGUUAAUGUUCACUGUUUUAUACGAGCUCCUUGGAACAUGUUUUUAGUUUUGUAAGCUUCUUCAUACCUGCCAGGAUGGAUCUUGGUAAGGCAAAGCUGCUCAGGACAGGUCUCAACACACUGCACCAAGCCAUCCACCCUGUGCAUGGGAUUGCUUGGACAGAUGGCAAGCAAGUCUGCCUAACAUCUCUCUACUUUAUCAACGGCGACGUGAAGUUUGGCGACACAAACGUCAUCGGGCAGUUUGAGCAUGUCUUCGGACUCUUCUGGGGCCCCCUGUGCUGCUCUGAUUCUCCCGCCUUGCUGGCUGUGCAGCACAAGAAGCAUGUUACCGUGUGGCAACUGCAGCUCAGUGCUCUUGAACAGAACAAGCUGCUGUGCACGCAGACCUGUGAGAUGAGCGAGCCUUUCCCCUUGCUUUCACAAGGCUGCGUUUGGCACCCUAAACUGGACAUUCUUGCUGUGCUGACUAAGAGAGACACCUCUGUGCUGUUUUCUGUCAGGGUGGACAACAGAAGAAUCAAAGCAGAUAUCAAAGGUAGUGGACUCAUCCACUGUGCAUGCUGGACUAAGGAUGGCACACGCCUGGUGGUGGCUAUAGGCAGUGCCCUUCACUCCUACAUCUGGAAUGACAUCCAAAAGAGUCUGGUGGCCUGUUCCUUCUGUCCCAUCUUUGACGUGGGAGGCUAUAUCUGUGCCAUUGAGGCCACCGGGGAAGCUCAAGUAGCUGUGGCUACGGAGCUGCCGCUGGAUAAAUUAUGUGGGUUAAAUUCUGGCAUAGCGUUUGACGUACCAGCAGAGACAGAGGCCCUGCACGGCCAUGGCUCUCACAUGUCAGAUGAUGACAGCCUUCUGGAUUCGAGGAGAAGAUCCUUCGAAUCUGAAAGGUCCUACAUCCCUAGCUCAGGUCCUCUUGAUAUUACCCAUCUUCUGGCGAGACACCGUCGCUCUGACCCCAGCCCCCUUAUCCAUUUGCGUCGCAGGGACACUGUAACAGGCUCCGGGCAGGACUCCUCGCACCUCAUUCUGGUUACCUAUGAGCGAAAGGUCACCAGCACUCGUAAAGUCAGCAUUCCAGGGAUUUUGGUCCCAGACAUUGUGGCUUUUGAUCCCCGUGGUUCCACAGUUGCUGUUGCAUCAAACACAUGCAACAUGGUUCUUGUGUACUGCAUCACAGCCUCCACGAUGCCAAACAUACAGCAGAUCUCUCUGCAGCAGAACGAGAGACCCAAAGGAGUCUGUUUCCUCAGCGAUAAGAUUUUACUGUUGAUGGUGGGUCGCCAGAAGUCCAACGACCCCGCCUUCCUCCCAUCUGCUAACACUGACAAAUAUAUUCUUCAUCUCAUAGCCAAAGAGUUGAUCUACGAUGGAGAGUCGCCUAUGUCUCCUAUCAUACCAUCCUCCUCUGCUCAGAGCCAUGAGUCCACCUCUAAUUUCUGCACAGGGAUUAGGAGGCACUCAGAGCACCUGUCAAAGGAUGACAGAGAGCGCCCAGGGAUAAAAGACUUGAUACUGCCUGGAAGGGGGGUAGUUUGCUCACCGGGGAACAGGCGAAGAUUGGUCGAGGAGGUGAGAAGCAGCGAGCACAGCCCCAUCACCAGCUCUGUGGACUUAUCAGACAGAGCCCUGUCCAGUGCCUCUUCAGUUACAGUGGAAAACUUUGACAUGGACCACAUCAGCCGCAUGGCCAGCCUGGCGGUGGCCGGACAGGUCAGCAGAGAUUCCAGCCGAGCCAGUUCUCCUCGCUUCGAACCAUCUGACAAGAUGCACACAGAGCCGACGCUGCCUAUGCCUGAAAAGACUCCCGGCAAGGCCAAGGAGCGUGCGCUGGAGCAGCUCGUUCACAACAUGGAAAGACUUUUUACACGCUUUGCAGAAGUGCAGCAGUGCCUGACAGAAAUCAGAGAUUACACUCAGAAUGGCAAAAAGGCCCCAAGUGUCUACCCUAAUGCCAGCGAACCCCCGUAUGUCAAUGUCACAUGCCAGAAGCAGUUGUCAGAAAAUGUUUUUAUUGACGAGCGGAGGCCGGUGCUGCUGUGCGACGGGAAACUGUGUCUGCGUGCGCUCCAAGACCUCUUCAACCUUACCAUUGUGGAGAUGAUGUAUGGACCGUUGUGGGUUGUACUUGUGGCAGAUGCAGAUGGCUUUGUCCCUCUGACAUUUAAGCCUAAGGAGGAGCUCACGGUGCGGAACGGGAAGCGGAAAUCAACCCUGCGGACUCCCGGGAGUCCAGAGAACUCUUGCCCAUCCAGUCCAGCCCCCAGCCAAAGCCCCAACACAACCACAGAGGCCUCCGUGUAGCCACUCCUUACGCACAGUUCAAUAUAUGGACUCACAAAACAAUGUCCCUCUGUUACCAUGAUGUAUUCGACUGUCAAAUGGACCGCAGCUGUAUGACAAAAUUACUCUUGUGUGUGUUGAAAUGACAGCCGUUUGACAAGAGAUGCUCAUUGCACUCCAUGCAUUGUUUACAUUUUCUUCUUUUAAAAAAACAAAACCUGUGCAGUUCAUGUUUUUGCUGAAGCAGGACGUGCUGAUUAGCAGUCCAGCAACAGCGGCGAGUACGUUUUAGAUAUGUUUGGGACAUGUUUCUGAUUGUUCUGACGUCUUAUAUGAACAAAUGGAGGCUAAUGGUCUUUUUUUUUUGAA